Messenger RNA from Oncorhynchus mykiss (rainbow trout), 2312 nucleotides. RefSeq lists its product as uncharacterized. Gene Ontology annotation, molecular function: DNA-binding transcription activator activity, RNA polymerase II-specific; RNA polymerase II cis-regulatory region sequence-specific DNA binding. Gene Ontology annotation, biological process: regulation of transcription by RNA polymerase II. Gene Ontology annotation, cellular component: nucleus. NCBI's taxonomy places the organism in Eukaryota, Metazoa, Chordata, Actinopteri, Salmoniformes, Salmonidae. The record is from RefSeq and is a predicted model, not a curated record.
CGCAAACGAGUAGCGGAAGUGGAAGAUGCUGGUCGUUCAUCUUCGAAAUGCGGUCUACAGUUAUUUUAUAUACAUCAAUGGGCACAACAAGGGAAUAAAAUCACAUCACAUUGAGCAGAAGAACAACUUAAAGCUAUCGAAUUUCAUAACGUUUUAAUAAAAAAAUAAAUAAAAUCUCAAAAUGUCUAAACUGGAGUUGUUCAACGCGUAUCUCAGUGAACGGCUGACUGCGGCGGCGAGGGAGAUAACAUCGGCAGUAGAGAGAACGAUAACAGACUAUCAGGACGAAAUCUCCCGUUACAAGGAGGACAACGAACGGUUACGACUGAUGCUGGAUUUCAAACCACAUUUACACUUAGAACCCCAACAGCUCACCUUCACAGUCUCUAAAGAGGAGGUUCCCCCUGAGCAGCAGCACUGUGAACAAGAGUGUCCCCGUAUGGGGCAGCAGGUCCCAGAGCCCACACAGAUUAAAGAUGAACAGGAGGAAGAGCUGCUUCAAGAGUCUGAUACCAAAGACUUCAUUACUGUCUGUGUUGUGAGUGACUGUGAGGGCGUGAACACACGUCAUGCAUCCCACACUGUGGGGAGUAGAGACGGAGGUUCGCCAUUCAAUAACACAACUGGAGGGAUACAGACAGAGCCCGGUGAUGAAGACUAUAUAGACUACAUAGUAUCAGAACCAUCCAGUCCUGCAGCUCAGAGUGAAAACAGUGGGAGGGACACCGAUGGCGAGAGCAUGGAGCUACCGCCGGGGUCAAAGCCACGGAAAUCACAAAGAAAACAGGCGAAGAAAGGAACAAGCGUUGUUGAAGAUGCUUCUCCUUAUUGCUGCAAGCUGUGUGGGAGGACUUUUGUUCGUAUGGGUUUUUUAGUUAACCAUGUGCAAAGAACACACACAAAGCAUGCUGAACAAUACCGUUGUGGUGUGUGUGAAGGAGUCUUGGACUCAAAAGAAAAUCUGACAGUCCACGUGCAAACCCACACUAAAGAGAGAACUACUCCUCACUCUCAAACCCACACUAAAGAGAGAACUACUCCUCACUCUCAAACCCACACUGAAUCAAAAGCUUGGCACAAUGCUCACCCUCAAACCCUCACUGAACCAAAACCUUGGCCCGGUGCUCACCCUCAAAUCUUCACUGACCCAAAACCUUGGCACAGUGCUCACCCUCAAACCCUCACUGAACCAAAACCUAGGCCCAGUGCUUACCCUCAAACCCUCACUGAACCAAAACCCAGGCCCAGUGCUCACCCUCAAACCCUCACUGAACCAAAACCUAGGCCUACUGCUCACCGGCAAACCCUCACUGAACCAAAACCUAGGCCUACUGCUCACCCUCAAACCCUCACUGAACCAAAACCUAGGCCUACUGCUCACCGGCAAACCUUCACUAAAGGGAUGCCCACUCCUCAACUUCAACCUGCAGCCAAACCUACUUGUCAUGUUUGUGGCAAGUGUUUCCCUUACAAUCAUAAUCUGAAACUACACAUGCGCACUCACACAGGCGAGAGACCGUUCAAAUGCAGAGAAUGUGGUAAAUGCUUCCGAUCUAAGGGAUAUAUGAAGGUGCACUUGAGGAUUCACACUGGAGAGAAACUAUUCCAAUGCAAAGAAUGUGACAAAGGCUUCCCUACCAAGCAAUACCUGACCAAACACACGCUGUUCCACACAGGGGAGAAAUCCUACCAGUGUAAGGACUGUGGGAAAGGCUUCGACCAGAGGGAACACCUUGAACAGCACCAGUCAACUCACACGGAGGAGAAGCCAUAUGGUUGCAUAGAGUGUGGCAAAUGCUUUAAAGACACUUACCAUCUGGCCAGACAUAAGCUGGUUCACACAGGGGAGAGACCUUUCACGUGCACUGUGUGUGGACGGGGCUUCAGCACCCAAGGCAACCUGAAAGUUCACCAGCGGAUUCACACCGGAGAGAAACCCUAUCGCUGUAAACUGUGUGGGAGAUGCUUUACAGGUUUUGCUAGUCUUAAAUAUCACUUGAACACGAUUCACCAUUACGACGGUGGCCUUUAAAUGACGUGUCUGUCAGAAGGUGACGAACCAGAAGAACAUCAUUACACCAUUGUGGCUUUAUAGUGUCUUUUUGGUGGCAGAUGUAGAACAACCGUUAGGACAUAGAAUCUAUGAAGGAAUAUAUGGUAUACUCUAACACCUUGAUUAAGGUUCAACAAUAGAUGUGCAACUCAUCUGACACAACAGAUAUAUAUAUAUAUAUAUAUAUAUAUAUAUAUAUAUACGUACAUACUACCUUUUAAAAGUUUGGGGUCAUUUAGAAAUUCUCCAGUUUCUUGGC